This is a messenger RNA of Globicephala melas (long-finned pilot whale), 1714 nucleotides long. RefSeq names its product cyclin A1 (gene CCNA1). Gene Ontology annotation, biological process: regulation of cyclin-dependent protein serine/threonine kinase activity; mitotic cell cycle phase transition. The record is from RefSeq and is a predicted model, not a curated record. Lineage: Eukaryota; Metazoa; Chordata; Mammalia; Artiodactyla; Delphinidae. Gene Ontology annotation, molecular function: cyclin-dependent protein serine/threonine kinase regulator activity. Gene Ontology annotation, cellular component: nucleus; cyclin A2-CDK2 complex; cytoplasm.
CCGGGUAGGACGAGCCGGGGCCCGUCGCCGGUUGGCCCCACCCGGCUCUGAACGCCCAGUAGUCGCCUGCGUCCGCCCAGAACAUGCCAGUAGCCUGUGGAGACUGAGGCUAUGCAUCUCAGCAGCUCCAAGAGUGGAGUAGUGCUGGCUCCAGUGUCCCGAGGUCCUGAUGCCUGUCAGAUGAUAACCAGAGCCCAGCUUGGCCAGGAUCCGCCACAAAGAACAGUACUAGGGGUGCUAACUGAGAAUGGGCAGUACAGGAGGACCUGUGGCCAGGGGAUCACAGCACUCAGGUUUUUCUCUGGGUCAGAAAAUGUCUUCCCUCCAGCUGGAAAGAAAGCGCUGUCUGCCAGCGGGGUUCAGGGGCCAGCCAAGCAAGGAUUUGACAUGUACAUGGACAAGCCUGAGCAAGGCGACAGAGACAGCUGCACAGGGCGAGAGGGGAUGGCAUUUGAGGAUGCCUAUGAAGUAGACACCAGAACACUCAAGUCAGACCUUCACUUCCUGCUGGAUUUUAACACAGUUUCUCCUAUGCUGGUAGAUUCAUCUCUCUACUCCCAGUCUGAAGAUGCAUCAGAUUUUGGUACAGAUGUGAUAAAUGUGACUGAAUAUGCUGAAGAAAUUCAUCAGUACCUUAGAGAAGCUGAAAUAAGACACAUGCCCAAAGUGCACUACAUGAGGAAACAACCAGACAUCACAGAAGGCAUGCGAACAAUUCUGGUGGACUGGCUGGUUGAGGUGGGAGAGGAAUAUAAGCUUCGGGCAGAGACUCUCUACCUGGCCGUCAACUUCCUGGACAGGUUUCUUUCCUGCAUGUCUGUUCUGAGAGGGAAACUGCAGCUUGUAGGAACAGCAGCUCUUCUCCUGGCUUCGAAAUAUGAAGAAAUAUAUCCACCUGGAAUAGAUGAGUUUGUCUUUAUAACUGAUGAUACCUACACAAAACAACAACUGCUGAGAAUGGAACACCUGCUCCUGAAGGUCCUGGCUUUUGACCUGACAGUGCCAACCACCAACCAGUUUCUCCUUCAGUACUUAAGGAGGCAAGGGGUGUGUGUCAGGACUGAGAACCUGGCCAAGUAUGUAGCAGAACUGAGUCUCCUUGAAGCUGACCCGUUCUUGAAAUACCUUCCUUCACUGAUCGCUGCAGCUGCUUACUGCCUGGCAAACUAUACUGUGAACAGGUACUUCUGGCCAGAAACCCUUGCUACGUUUACAGGCUAUUCAUUAAGUGAAAUUGUGCCUUGCCUGAGUGAGCUACAUAAAGUGUGCCUGGGUAUUCCCCACCGACCUCAGCAAGCAAUUAGGGAGAAGUACAAGGCUUCAAAGUACAUGCACGUGUCUCUCGUGGAACCACCCGCAGUCCUUCCUCUACGAUAAGUUUCAGAACCGAAGCGCUUUCAGAACUUAAUCUCCAGAUCAACAGAAUUGGUCUUGAUUUUUAUAGGUUUCUGCAGGUUGGGUCAAACUAGUGUUGCUAUGAUAUAGAUGACAUAUUUUUUAGAAUGUAAAUGUAUUGAGGUUCUCUUAGACAUUGGUAGCUUGUAAUAUAGUCUAAACUUCCUAAAGAAUAAACAACUUGCCUUCUGACCACGUGUUAGGCUUAUUUACUGAUUUCCAUGGCUGACACACCUGCCUGGAAUUUUAGUUGAGAGUAUUACAAAUGUCAUCUUUAUUUCAAGAACGCUUCUGUGUUGGUUUUAUAAAUCUGGCAUGC